AUGAAAAGUCGUACUCCGGCCAAACUAUUCCGCAUUGGCAAGUUGCGCAAAGUGCAUGACGAUGACGUGGGAUCGGGAGUCCGGCCUGCUGCAACACGCUCCUCCGACGCUCACUAUCAAGCAGCAAAUUCCUUCCGCUCGGAGGCGUCGCGGGCCGGGGGGGCACGUACGCGCGCCCGUUUACGGCGGCGUCGGGAUUGCGGCCAACGGGCGGUGUGCGAUCGCCAGCCACGGCCGCACGCGUCUGCCAAAAGCCGCACACACGAGCAGCGGCUAGCGAGAACGACAGACGCCCGGAGCGCAAGCGACCAACCUGUUGACACAUUUGCGAGGAAUGGAAGACACCUCCGCCGAGGCCCACGACGGCGGCCGCUGAGCCCGCCCAGCAAAUUCCUGUCAUGCCAUGAACACGCAUGGAGAGAUGAUUUUAAACACGUGACAGGAACCGUCAACAAAACCAAAAGGUUUACCAAACCCUCCACAACGCAACUCGUACAGUCCUGUCCGCCCAGAACUCGACGCUUCCCCAACCUGUCGCCAGAUGGCGGCAGAGGAGCAUCACAUACGACGACAGCACAAGUUCACUCACUCAGCCGCAACUUCUUGGCUACAUGGAAUGAAAUGACACUGAUAAAUGACCGACAUGACAUGAAGCGAAGACCGACCAAAAGAAGCUUAAGCCUGCUCACUGAAAGGACGAUCGUGGUAAAGGUCGUAGAACAUCCGGGCACAGAUUAGCCGCCAUGUUGUGUUGGGGAAAAUAUGGAAUACUCAUCAAGAGUUUUGUGUGGUGGAAGAAAAAAAAAAAACAUGUCCUCUGUCGAUUAUCUUGGGUUUUGCGUGUAGUUCAUCACACGGCAUCGCCAUGUAGGUGACAUUUGCCAACAAGUAGAGCUUCCUACUCACUGAACCUCUUCAAGGAACACACACGCAAAAAAAAACAAAAAAAAAACCUUUCCUCAAAAUGGCAGCUCACACGCAGAAAAUCUGGAACGAAUUAUCUAGCAUAAAAAAAUACCAAUGAUUCAAUUUUACUAUUUUAUAUAUAUAUAUAUAUAUUUUUUUUUACUUACCAGUGCUGACUAAACGGCGAGUACGUGUGCAAGCUAAAGGCUAAGCAACCUCAAGCUGGCCAAGGUCCAAUUCCGCGAGAAGCUAACAGUUACCACGCGGAAAUUGGCGAGUCUGCUUUUAACGUCACUGCAAUUGUCACUUGUGACCGCAACUGCCUCCAAUCCCAAUUAAGCUAUUCACAUUAACUACCGCAGUGAGCGACCAAUUAAGUGGAAAUAAUUACGGCUAACGUUGAUAUUUGCGAGAAUGUGAAAUUACCGCGAUCAGUUUGCUUGCUACUUUAUGCAUUUAAAUUCAAAAUGACAGCAGAAGUAGAGAGGCAGUUUAUCAACUCAGUGUAGUAUUAUAACUUCUGAACUUCCCCAUAAAAGUUAAAUUAGUAUGCAAAAAAAUAAAUAAAAAUAAGCCAAAUUGAAAGAUUUCACCUCAGCUACUUAAUUUUGGGCAAAAAUUAAAUGUAAUGUUUCAUUAAAAAUGACAGCAGGUUUGAAGGUAGUCCAGCUAAAUAAAUAAAUAGUACUAUUUUACUUCUGAAUUUACAUAUAAAAGAGGCCAAAUAUACUUUUUGUGAUUCAAUUAACAGUACAAUUUUUUUUUUAAAUAUAUUCAGCAAAGGGAUGGGUAAAAUAAAAAUGCAGUACUGUUGGAUGUUAUUUCCAAAGAACUACCUCUCAUUAUUGAUUGUUAUACUCAUGUACAGUAAUUGUACUACUACCUCAGUCAACGCCACUCGUAAUAUGCAAGUUUACAUAAAUUGUUUGACUAUAGUAAGGCUUAUGCAGAUUAAAUUCUGCAUAUGCCAAUAACCACUAUGAGACGCCAAAACCGGCAUGAAGGAAAAAAAACAUUUAAUAAAGAACAAACAAUUUACACCAGUUGGUCCACGCAAACAAACACAAAACACACCUCCUUGGCACAAUAUUUCAAGUUUCCAUGUAUAGCAUAAGCGGCGGCGGCAUACUUGGCGCUAGAGUGCAACGUUUAUUCACAGUAUGAGAGGCGGCCCGACGCCGUAUUCUGCUUCUAAAUCAACGGGUACAGAGACGGCAACACCAAGACAUUUAAGUUAAUCUCCUCGUAACAUGCAACUGUGUGAAGCACACCGUAAAAAACACUAAGACGUUGCGAGAAUAAAAAGCUUACAAACAAAAACAUUAAGACUUCAAAAGAGACUCGGGAGGCAAAUCAGUUCUAUUGCAGAGUAAAAACGCUCGCACUUGGAUGUCUGCACGACGACCGGUCAGGCUGUCGUGCCCGCAUGGAAUGAACACUUUGUAAACAAGACUAUUUGAAGAACUAUUAUUUAUUGAUUUAAAGGAACAGUCGUGCAUUGCAGCCAUGGAGUGACGUCUGUCUUUGUAAGACUGGAAACAUCGACAAAGUAAAAACUGAGCUGUUAAAACUCAAAAGGCAGACAAUUAUAAAAAAAAAAAAAAUUAUUAAAUCAAAACAUUUAAUUUUUGCAUUUUUUGCCAAAUGUUUGUGUAUUUUCUUCCCCAACAUUUGUGCAUUUUUCAGUCAAAUUUUAUUCUUUGUAAUAUUUACAGCAUUAUUGCUUUGGUUCUUCCAAUGUGCCUAAUGUUUGA
Phycodurus eques (leafy seadragon) is the source of this 2660-nucleotide messenger RNA. RefSeq lists its product as uncharacterized. The coding region runs from base 1 to 738 and encodes 245 amino acids. The transcript has 4 exons. The record is from RefSeq and is a predicted model, not a curated record. Lineage: Eukaryota; Metazoa; Chordata; Actinopteri; Syngnathiformes; Syngnathidae.